AUGCACAUUGCUCAAUGCUGCGACGACGACGACGACAAUGAUGACGACGCCAUCAGCAACAAAGGGAGCGGUGGCGACUGUUCUGAUAGGGCUCACCAGGGCCCGUUAGCACAACCAAGUACCCUUCACUGUCCUUUCGACGGCUGUGAAAGAAACGAGCCAUAUACAACUCGAGGCAACCUCGUGAGACACUUUCAGAAGCACGUCCCGUGCAACGAGAUAUGCCCCUUCUGCGGCGAGGUUUUCAAGCAAGUACACCGAUACAUGAGACACGACUGCAAAAGCAACGAAGAUGGAUCGAAGAGGCUGUUCGUGCAGCAGAGGAUCACUCAAUUCAAUAAAGAUGUGAGCAGAGAGCUGGACGCUUUGCAGAGCCAUGGCAAAAAACGGCGGCGGGCUAUUCCAGAUUCGAACUCAGGACAGGCAGCAACGGCUGAAGGAUUCUCGGGACCCAUCGCAGAAUUUGACGCACCUGGCGGAGCGCCUUAUCAGCUUGGCUCUGCUAAGGCGAUAGACGGCGAACCAAAGACGAAAGCGCAGAAGCUAGAAGCUCCGGCUAGGUCACUGGAUGAAUCGAUGGCGAUCAUGGGCGCGAAGAGAGAAUGUGACUUGCAAUUUACUGCUGAGGAAGUUGACGGGGAAUGGGCUUUCGCUAGCACGGGGACGCUAGCAUGUGCAAGCAACGACAUAUGGGGGGGAUUGGAUCAGUCAGCGCUGGGCUACGGCGAGUGGGCCUUUGCCAACCCAGGCGUGAACUCGACUAUAAACAACGCGGAUUGGUCAUUUGAUCAGAACUUUGCUAAGCUGGCCUCGGGCGGCAGUAAAUGGGGAUUGCCUGACUCGUCGUGA
Colletotrichum abscissum is the source of this 849-nucleotide messenger RNA. RefSeq lists its product as uncharacterized. The transcript has 2 exons. NCBI's taxonomy places the organism in Eukaryota, Fungi, Ascomycota, Sordariomycetes, Glomerellales, Glomerellaceae. The coding region runs from base 1 to 849 and encodes 282 amino acids. The record is from RefSeq and is a predicted model, not a curated record.